AAGCCCUAAAAGCCCAUUGAAGGGUUCUCCGUUUCAUCGUCAGAAACAUAGAAAUACAACGUUUGGAACGAACAAAUCCAAUUAGGAUACCGUUGCUCAGAAUAAACACAUUACUCUAACUAGUAAUUAAUUCAAAAAACCUUUGGUAGUUAAUUGCCUUCAAAAACCCAAACUAGCUAACCUUUUCAAGGACGAACACGAAACCCGUCUGUAUGCCCAGCCGUCAGCUUCAAUUGAUUAGGAAAUCGGUGAACACUUUUUUCGCCUUAAUCCACGGGCGAAAAGGAAUCAGGCAAGUGUGAUGCCUCGCAAUAGCAACAACAGUACCAAAAGGAAAAUGGAUCUGGGUGAGGAUGUAAGCUCAAUGUUUGGAAAACGUUCAAAAACUAGCAGCAACAGUACUGUGAAUCGGUCUAGAACCAAAGGGAUGGAAGAGGCACCCACCUCAUUUAACCAAAAAAAAUGCAUUGCCUGGUUUCGACAGUACAGCACCUCCAACAACACAGACACCAUAGGGCCUGAAGGUGUUGAAGCAUUUUGUCGGGAUCUGAAUGUUGAGCCAGAAAAUAUUGCAUUGCUAGUCUUAUCAUGGAAAAUGGGAGCCAAACAAAUGGGAUUUUUCACAUUGCAAGAAUGGCUGCUUGGUCUCACAGAUUUACAAUGUGAUUCAUUAGCAAAGCUACAAGGGAAACUCAACUACCUUCAUUCACUGCUGCUGGACAGUUCCCAUUUCAAAUCAAUUUACCGAUAUGCCUUUGAUUUUUCUAGGGACAAAGAUCAGAGGAGUUUAGAUGUAGAGACUGCCAAAGCAAUGCUAGGAUUGUUGCUAGGAAGGCAGUGGUCACUCUUGAAUUCCUUCUUCCAGUUUUUAGAUCAAUCUCGGUACCGUGUUCUGAACAAAGACCAGUGGUGCAACGUUCUUGAAUUUUCACGCGCUGUCGAUAUAGAUCUGAAGAACUACGACGUUGACGGAGCUUGGCCUGUGAUGCUAGAUGAAUUUGUAGAAUGGCUCAAGGUGACCAGAGGAGAAUCCAACAUUCAAUAAAUACUUUUCUUAGAAAAUUUCAAUGCUCUGAUCGUCCAUAUAUUUCCCAACCAUCCUUAAUUGGAGGGGAUUUUAAGCCUGCUGUCUUUUGAGCUACCAGCCCGGAUUCAUCACUCCAGUGAGUGGAGCACAACUAUUUGCCGAAAAAAUUCAUUUUUUUUUCUUUUUUCUGUUUGUUAUUUUGAUUUGAAACAAUACAAAAAAGGCUCUACUCUUUUCAAUCAAAAA
Daphnia magna is the source of this 1273-nucleotide messenger RNA. It is a transcript of the gene SCCRO4, whose product is annotated as DCN1-like protein 4. The transcript has 5 exons. Gene Ontology annotation, biological process: protein neddylation; positive regulation of ubiquitin-protein transferase activity. Bases 302 to 1045 code for a protein of 247 amino acids. Gene Ontology annotation, molecular function: cullin family protein binding; ubiquitin-like protein binding; ubiquitin conjugating enzyme binding. Gene Ontology annotation, cellular component: ubiquitin ligase complex. The record is from RefSeq and is a predicted model, not a curated record. Lineage: Eukaryota; Metazoa; Arthropoda; Branchiopoda; Diplostraca; Daphniidae.